Messenger RNA from Athalia rosae (coleseed sawfly), 9584 nucleotides. Its product is annotated as SUN domain-containing ossification factor. Gene Ontology annotation, biological process: protein folding in endoplasmic reticulum. Gene Ontology annotation, cellular component: membrane; cytoplasm. The coding region runs from base 293 to 4498 and encodes 1401 amino acids. The transcript has 14 exons. The record is from RefSeq and is a predicted model, not a curated record. NCBI's taxonomy places the organism in Eukaryota, Metazoa, Arthropoda, Insecta, Hymenoptera, Athaliidae.
GAAAAUUCACAAAAGAUGUGUGAUUUCGAGUGUCGAGGUGCCGUUAGCAAAAGGGAUUUUCGAAAUUGGGAUAGCUGAGGAAUUACUUUCGUGUUGUAGAGGCCAGGUCGUGAACAUAAUUGAAAAGGUCGUUCCUUUUGAUUUCAUCUUAUUGCCCUACCGGAAGUUUUUUAGUACACGUCAGGCUUCCGAAAAUGGAUGUUCGUCGGCCGUGAUUUUGAAACGCGUUAGACGCCAAUUGAAUGUUUUCAUCUGAAUGAAACGAUUGUGGUGUCAUGACAAUUAAUUUAAAAUGAAGUUGUGUCUUUCCUAUGUGUAUUGGACGCUGCUUCUCAUCUCCGUAGUAUCUAGUGGGCUGCUGUUCUUAAUAGUCGCUUCCGAAGGACUGAAGGUGUCUGAGGAUGCCACUAGCAGUCGUAAAAAAGCUCACUUAGAAAUUUCAUCCAAUAUUACCAUCGACAAAAGCAGCGAAGGGCUUCCUGAUCCGUCAAUCGAAUUUCAGAAUCAAAUUGAACAUCCAGAUUUGAUCGAAAAGAACACAGAUCCUGUCCAAAAUGAAGAGGAAGGAACCAUCUCCACGGAGUCAAACACUUCUGAGAGGAUAUCCGAAGAGGAAACAGAGGGGGAACUACCUGGCCUGGAGUUGUUGAGCGAGGGGUUGACGCAGCAGCCAAAUCUCUCGCAAGGAGUGCCGGAGACCGAUCAAGCGGUGGUUCUGACGCUUGUCGACGCCGCGGCGGCGGAGUUGCACAAUUUGGCCGAACCGAGGAUAUCGCUCGACAAUAACAAGGGUAGCAAAUCGGUCGUUGGCAACCUGACCUUGACCCUGAGCGGUUCGACGCGGUUAGUCGAUCCAACGCAGAUGCCAUCGCCGUCGAGACUUCCGGUACUGGCGCACCUGGAACCGGACGAGCGCGUAGAAAUUUCUGACAAUCAAACGACCGAGUAUGAACCGCGUGAAGAAGACGCCCUCGCCGGUACGAUUCUCCCCGAGGUCAACGACGUCGAAGUCGUGGUCGUCAGAGCCGAUCAGAGUGGCGGGAGCAUGGACGCCCCGAGUAGCGGCGUGAUCGUAGGGGAAGAAAGCGUUGACUCCGGGGAACUUUUGCUGAACACGGAAGGGGUCGAAGCAUCAUCUGCAGGCCUACCUGGAAACGAAGCUAGGGUCAGCCUCGCCGGGGGAACCGCCGAAGAUCCAGGCGUGAUACUCGAUGUUCUUGUCACCACACCGGGAACCGAUCCCCACGAAGAUAUACCGUCGUUCAGCGAAUGGGCGCAGAAGAGGCUCGAAGAAGCUGAAAAAAAGAAAACACAUCCCAACGCGUCCGCACAAAAUCCCGGCGGACCCGGUGGGCGAGGUACGGGGAGCACCAAAGUUAGAUCGAAGAAUUACGCCUCUCCGGACUGCGGGUCGAAGAUUGUGGCGGCUAAUCCCGAGGCUGGAAGUGCCAGCAGUGUUCUGAGUUCGUUGAGGGACGAGUAUAUGCUGAACACCUGCACGUCCAGAGUUUGGUUCGUCGUCGAGCUCUGCGAGGCGAUUCAGGCGGAGAAAAUUGAAUUGGCCAACUUCGAGCUGUUCAGCUCGUCGCCGAAAGACUUUUCCGUGUACGUCGGCGACCGUUUUCCGUCGAGAGAUUGGAGUGCCGUCGGUCAUUUCACCGCCAAAGACGAACGCGACAUUCAGAGUUUCGCUCUCCACCCCCGACUAUUUGGAAAGUUCGUCAAAGUUGAGCUGCACUCUCACUAUGGAUCGGAACACUUUUGCCCGGUCUCCCUCUUCCGAGUUUUUGGCACCAGCGAGUUCGAAGUACUGGAGACCGAGAACCAGAUCCAAGAGUCUCUCGAGAACGACGACGAAGACGAGGACGAGGGGGAGGAGCUGCUGUACACGGACACCGGUGAUCCUCCUCCGAAUUUGUUCGGCAGUGCGCGAGACGCGGUCCUCAGCAUAGUGAAAAAGGCUGCCGAAGUCCUCGUCAAGUCCGGCGACAGGGUCAACAAUGUCACGAAGAUCAGGGACGACGUCGAAAACACCACGUUGAGGAACCCCCUCAUGGCGGCGUGCGUAACACCGCGGUACACGAUACUGUGCGCCGACUGUAACGAAACCGUGUUCGCGGACGUAUUUCGACUGGUUAGUUGCCACGAUCAUUACCUCGACUCUUUGCUGAAGGUUAAUUUCAUCAAGGAAACGCUGUCCCGUACCAGCAUGUGUCCCUCGCUCGGCGUCGUCACAAGGGCUACGCGAGAGCUUGGAGAUGCCGAGGUCACCCGAAAUAUCCCCGGGGCUAGAUUUUUAUCCGCAACAUUUCCGACGCAGUAUAUAAUUGCUCUGUGCAAUAUUCUGGCCGCCAAAGAGAGCAGGGUUAUCGUCAACGCGAGCUACUACGUUACGGGAAAUAAUUCCGAGGAAGUGGCCAGUCUGGAAGACGCAUUGAUAACACCUCCGCAAGGAGUUCUCACAGGUCACGAAGCCUCUGUGUCCUCUAUUAAUUCCCAGGCUCCGCAUUGCCCUUCCGACAGUAAUUCCCAACUUUGCAAAUCUGGCAACGAAUACUCUACCUUAACACCGAACGAUGUUGUGCCUUCCUUUGAAAGUUUGGAAACCGUCGUCAAACCGCCGAAGACACCCACGGAUAACGACGGAUCCAAAGGCGAACAACCCUCUGCCCCCCUGAUUGCACCAAGCUGUAGAUUCACGGAGGAAUCCACCUUUUUUGAAACCUCCACUGCCGAUUCUCCAUCGCCAAAUCACGAUGCUACCAACGUUUUCGACAAGGUUGCGGAUAACCUCGGGGUCAAAGGAACUGAUUCUGAGACUGCCACUCAUACCGUGACGGUUCCUCUGCCAAUGGAUGGUAAUUUGGAUAUCGCUGAAACAACUGGAGAUUUAGACUAUGCUGGAACAACGAUGCCAGGAGGUGAAGCGGAAGUAGAAGUCGAGAAGGAUCAGGAGGGUAAAAUAUCGCCACAGGACCAGCUCAGCUUCGACACCCUGUUAUCGGAUCUCAAAGAUCUCGACGUGGAAUCUGUGACACUGCAGAGUAACCCAACUGCCUCUAGUGCGACUCUUUCCCAACCGGCGCCGUCACCGCAGCAAAAAGAAUCGGUUUUCUUAAGGCUUUCUAACAGGAUCAAGACUUUGGAGAGAAACAUGUCUCUGAGCGGUCAAUACCUCGAGGAGUUGAGUAAAAGGUAUAAAAAGCAAGUCGAGGAAAUGCAGCGGUCGUUAGAGCGGGCAAUCACUGCGAUGAACGAAGAAUCGCGUCGAGGUGAAGAAAGAGAAAUCAGAAGACUCGAAGAGAUUGUAGAUUUGAAGGAGCAGGUGUUGACUUUAUCGAGUUCUCUGCACACGCUUUCUAACGAGCGCGAAAGCUGGGGGAGCAAAUUCUCACUCAUUGGCCAACAUUUGAUCCUCGUCUGUGUUGAGAUAGUGAUUGUUCUGACGGUUGUAUCCUACUGUCGUCGAAACGUCGAUCCAGAUGACGAUGCUGCAGAAUCCACCGAAGAGACUCGGGUUAGCCGGCGAAAAAGUGUCGGAAGUUCAAAUGGCUGCGUAGUGACGAAAAAAUCGAAAGUACGGCGACCCAGUGAAAUUGCCUCCCACAUAAGGGGAACGUAUAGAGAACUUUUGAUCGACGAGUCUGCCACAACGAGUGAUGUGGUUAGGAAGGAGAGAAAGAGGAAAAGAAAAUCUGAUUCCAUCGCCAAAGUACCCAGCGUAACCAUUUCCAAAUUUCCAACGAUCAAGCCCCUCCGGAGAGAAAGCCUCCACGUCGUACCCGGUGGAACAAACUUUCCGUCGAGACGGGCCUCGUCGUCGGAUGCUCCCUCGAAGUAUUCUGACAAAGAUUUAGGGGCUCCUGAUUCACGUUAUCGGCCAGAUUCGGCGCCGGAGACUUCGUCCGGAUGGUUCAGCGAUCAACAGCAAUCCGAUCGAACUAACAAUUCAGUGAAUAAGAGUUUCCCUAUGCCUCCGUAUGUCCCAACCGACUCGGUCGGAACUUCUCAGCCGAUACGUGGAAUCGAAGAUAUCACCGAGUCUAUGUCAUCUUCCGAGGCUGUGACAGGAGUAAAAAGCAAAGCAGCUAUCGAUCGAUCGAUAUCGCCGUCUAAGGGUAGUGCCGAGAAACUCUUGAAGAAUUCAAACCUCUCGACGUAUGCUUCCAUUAAAACCGCAUUGGCUUCUCGAGCCAAGAGAUCUUCGUUGAACAAUAGCAAUGUGUCGGAGGUACCUUCGUCAAUCUCACAGUCAGAUAAUUGGGGGUGGAACUCCGAGCAUUCGACAAACAGGUCUAGUCAAGAGGAUGAAGAGUCGCCCACAGUAUCGAUGAUCAUACCGACAGACUUUCCAAAGCGGCUCAAUGGAAUAUCCCACACGAAUGGGGGAGGGGAGGAGAGCGUUGACGCCAGAAGUAGAAGCACUACACCCACUUCGGGUUCUGGUAAAGAAAAAAGAACCUACGGCCUUAAAAAAAUGGUAAAGAAACUUUUUUGAUUGAACUGAAUCGCAUCAUAAUACGUGUCCUUGGGAAAACACACUCAGUUAUGAUGCAUCAUCGAAGCCUAAGAACUCGAAUGCUGUCGUGAAUUGUGAGAAUAUGUUACGAAAAUCGAUGGCCUGGGAACGAUAAUUAAUCAAAAGGAAUUCACACUGCGUGAGUCGUUUCAUAGGUCGUCUAGUUAGGUAGGUUGUACAAUUUAUUAUUAACACUGUGCUCGAGCUAUGAGAUUCAAAUGCUUGUUAACGAGGUUGACUCGUAAGCAUUAUAACAAAUUGAAAAUCCUCGUCUUUAUUUCAAGUCUGCCAUGAUAGAAAGUUUUGCUCGGUAAGCAGUUCCUCUUCGUCUAAUCCUCUUUGCGGUCAUUGAACAUUAAAAACACACUAUUAUUUUCCAAGAUUGGUCACCUCAAAUAAUGAAGUAUUGCGUGCUGUGAUAUGGUAGGCCAUUGGAAAAGAGGCUCAAUAAUGAGGAACAAGCAUUGGGAAGAAGAUGAUAAUUGUUAGAAAUUCAGAAAAAGUGGUGAUCGGCAACUUAACUUUAAUUUUCAUCAGACAAGUCCCGUUACUUAAUCAUUGCAUUUAAAGAUCACCACGUGAUAUAACGCCUCGAUACAAAAUAUCUCCGACCAUGACUAGCGUUUAUGGAGUACGUAACGUCACACGUCUUCAUUAGUUUUAUGAGAUGGUUGCUCGUUUUAUUCAUCAGGAAUGAUGUACUGUGCGGUAGAAUUGCGCGAUUUAUGUUAGCGUAGUAUAACCGCGUAAUAUUCGUUGACUUUUGUCAUGGGUAUUUGGAAACCCAAAAAUCUUCUAAUUGAAAAAAAAAUACUUACGUUUUAGUCAGUGACGCUCGUCAGAAUACGGCUUUCAUCUGCCAUCUAGCUUCGACAGUGAUUAGCGAUAAGGCUUUGAAUUUGUCGAAAUACAAUUGAAUUUUGACAUUGCAGCGGUGCAUUGACAAUACCGAUGAUAUGAUGUAACGUAGAACUUAUCUCCAUCUGUCUCGUUACCCACUUGACCGAUAACUUUAUAAGAUGACGUAGUCAUGGAUGUAAAUAGUGACCGACUAGUCCCAGGAUGAAUAAUUGUCAUUCUAAUUGUAAGAUAAGAAUAAUGAUGAUGAGAAUAAUGAAAAAAUAAUAGCAGCCGUAGUUAUGAUGCAAUAAUGACUAUCAAUGCGGAUGUAAAUUGUGUAAAUAUAGUGAGCUAUUUAGAUGUCACGCCGUUCUGAUACACUUAUUCAAUAUUGUCUUGUACUAUUUAUACAUAUUAUGUUAUACCGUUAUUUCGUUAUAUCAUGUUACGUUACAAUUUAGCCUGCAUAUUUAUAUUUACAGGUAUUUAUUAUGCCGAAUUUGAGUAAUGGAUUGCAGGGGCAACUAAUUGAAGUUGUCUGAUUGUACCAAUAAUACGUGUGUACGUAUGAAAAAAAAAAAAGACUAGAUGAAAAAAAAAAAUUGAAAGCUAUCAAGUGUACUGUUAUGUUGCUCACUGACGUUAUCGGUGUCGUCGCAACGCGUCGCUCUAAUAUAGUUUACAAUUUACAAUCAACAGUUUUAAUUUGUAUCCGGAAAACGUAUGAAAUAUGUUAUCAAGGAUGUACGCCUGUGUGUGUGAGUAAAAAUAAAGUUGCCAAACAGAUAAACGUCCACGGAUCACAGCUCAGAGAAGGACUGUCGUGGUCGAUCGAUAUCAUAAGUUGAAAAAGGAACACCUACAACAUUUGCAAGGCCUCGAGGAAAUUGUCCACAUUCCGCCUGCACCUCGCCAUGGUCAGCUUUGGCUGAUAAUGAAAAAUUAAACAGUUCAACCUCGCCCAUUGUGAAAAUAUUCCUUGUGAAAUUUUUACGAUUAAACUCACCACUGCAGGGGAAGGAACGUGAAUACUAGCGACAGAGCGAGGUCUGACGUGGUUUGCCAAGUGGCAGAGAACAACUCCGUCCGUUAACGCUGGUGCCAGUUCUUCGGGAAGGGCCAUCUUCAGCCUGGUCUCUAUGUGCUAAUUCGCAAGGCAUGUUGCUGUUCCAAGUGACCGAACGUGCCGCUUUCGGACUCCCAUUGUUUCUGUUCGGACUCUUGUUACCUGUGGAAAACGUUAGGUAACAUGAAGACGUAGGACCCGAGUUACCUCUCGUGAGAAAACAACUCGAAUGCGACGUCCGGAUCGAAUGUUAAAAAAUACAGUUCAUUGAAACACGCGACUGACAUCGGGUGACAAUCAUUACCAUCGACGUAUCCCAUAGCAGUUUUGACCAGCCUGGGCGUGUGACUGGGACUGGAAUUCAUUGACGAAAUACCGCUUGAAGAUUUCACAGUUAUCAUAAUUGAAGAGUGUGGUCGACUUACCGAUGCAGGAGGUGAGGUUAAAGGAUUCUCGGUGAGGUUGAGGUCGAUCAAGCUCUUCAUUUUUCUAAGUUCGUUGGGCAGCACAGAUAUCCUGUUACCACUGAUAUCAAGUUUCACCAGUCGAAGCUCCAAGACUAGAUUUAAAAACCAAAAUAAAACACAUCGGGCGAUGCAUACCAAUGGGUAGUUGUACCAAAAGAUUGCUCCUGAGAUCGAGGCUCCUUAGUCUGGGCAAAUCGCCGAUCCUUGGGGGAAGGGUUGAUAUUUCAUUGCAGCCGGCAUCGAGUUCGGCGAGGGCUGACAUCCUGCCCAAUUCUUCCGGAAGUGAGACCAGUCUGUUGUGCGCUACUAGCAAAGUUUGCAACGGAAGUCUGCAUACUUCGCGAGGAAGGGUAGUCAGUUGGUUACGACUAGAGCGAGGGAAGACGAGAGAUUAAAGGAACGAACGUCAUUUCCGAAUCGCGAUAAUCCAGGGUGAAGAAAAAUCGUCACCUUAAGUCCAGUUGCAGCUUCUCGAGAAAAGGGUACUCUGUCACCUCUUCCGGUAGUUCUGCAAACCGAUUCUUCGACAAAUCUGCAAUUUUAAAAUGGAAAAAUGAAGGGUCAGCGAUCGCCUCCGUGACUAAUACGGUGAACGAAGACGCCGACCAGGAGGACCUCCGUGCAGGCAGGCCUGUAAUCCUAUCGACGUCUGUACAGAUAUACUUCUGUACGUAGUACGGCACGGCGAACGAUCCCCAAUUUCUCCGUAGCAACAACAGCUGUGGGGGUGAGAAGGUGCUACAAGGGUGAUAGACGAGCGAAAAGGGCGAGACGGUGAAACUCGUGAAUGAGGCGUGCGAGCCACGUGCCUGUCUCGUGGGGUAGGAACUCGGUGCUCAGCUGCUACCGGCGCCGAAUUUCCCGAUCGAUGAGCUCCUGCGAAACUCGGGGGGGGGGGGGGCGUUCCUCGCAACGGAGAAAAAGAUAAACGACACCGGAACGGAAAGGAAAAUCAUCUCAUUUUCAAUUCGUACGUCGCUCGCAGCCUCUACAGCGGCACGGCCUUCUUCUACGUGUUAUUUGCGCUAAUUGGACGUAUUGAAUUAGAGGCAUUACGCACAUGGAAGGUAUCACGAGUACAGCCGCCGCGGAUGUUUUCGUAUUUUCAACGUACGUGAAAGCUAGACGUGGGGGAGGAUAAGCGAGCGUUCGAAUAUCGCAGGGGAGAACAUUAGCGGGGUUCUCGCCCCAAGGUCGAGGUCCUCGUCGUGCAUUCGCCGAUCAAUGCGUGCGGAAAAACGACGAAAUAAACGGCGCGGGGAAGGAGAACCGACGCGGUUUCUGGUGCACAAUGUGCACGUACGACACGAACGAACGUCGUACAAUCGCAACGUCUAAGACGACGACGACGACGAUAUCCGUAUAGAAACGAGCCACCGCGUAUCUCCGGCAGGUGCGUCGUUUCCAUCAGCUUAAAAUUAACGAUGAUGAUAAUAACGAAAAAUUAAUGCGCCAGUUAACAUGCGAAAGAUGCGAUCGGUUCCUCGGAUCGCAUGCCAGUCGCGUCGAGCUGGCGCGUCCGCACCGGAAGUCGGUCGCGGUCUUGCGACACACAGGCGCUGGUACACGGUCCGAGCUUACGCAGGUCCCGAGGAUGUGGUGAAGCGAACUCCAGAGAACCCGAGGCAUUCCCGGUUCGCAAGAUCCUCGACGAUCGAGGUAUAUUCCAGCGAACUAUGAAUUUUCUAUAGGCGAGCGUGAACGACGUUCGAUCGCAUCGGAUCCCGAGGCAAAGACUGUUUUUUUUACCUCCUCUCACCUCUCGGCGACCGACGAACGAAUGCGAAUAGGCCGUCUUUCUUACGUUCGUUUAACUUACUAUCCGACAAUGAAGACAUAAUUAUCCACCGCGAAGAUUAAAUUGAGGGUACGCGCAUAACACGUGACAGAGUCAGCUGCGGGAUUCCUACUGGGUCAUCCAGUGAUUAGGGUCAAAUUAACUCGUUCCCAUGAUUACUCGUGUAACAUGUUGUUGUUGUUUUGAUCCGUUGAACACGUCGCUCCACGCUACAUACCACCAGGGCCAUGCGGCGCUCAAUCUCGGCGAGGAAAAAGUUCGACCAUUCAACGAAGCAAAAUUUAUCGAAGGGGAUGAAAUACACACGCCUGACAAAAACAAUGGCACGAGGGUAAGAGGUGGAGGUGGCAGGCACGCCCGACACUUGACGUACGUUUCAUCUCUUUCUCUCCUCAGGAAAUGUAUCGCUCUCUUUAUACCAGGCGUUAACGUCAAACACGUGUGCGGCCGAAAACUGUGGGGCCAAAAAGAUCAAGUGAAACAAAUCUACCGCCGGAUCAAAAAGAGGACGAAUAAACGGGGAGAGGCGGCGUGAAAAUCGAGGAGCUGAAGAGAAAUAUCGGACGAACGCACGUUACUGUAGUUUCGAUCCGAAGGUGUGGUCCUCCAUAAAUCCGCGAGUCGAUUAAUUAAUCAAUUAGACCUUACGUGACAUUUAGGUGAGGUAGACGUGUACAUGUUAGACCGAAAGGUUCGUCAGAUAAGGGCCCAUCCCUCCUCAACAAACACCGAAUCUAUUCGCCAAUUAUUAAUUAAUUACGAAUGGAUGAAAUCGCCGGUUGGCCGGUUCGGUCGUAAAUUCGUGACACUUCGAGUACCAUGAGCAACGUCCCUGUGUCUCUUUUGCAGCGUGCAGUAGGAAAAACGAUGAUAAGAAGAAGAAUAAAAAGAAAA